Ustilago hordei is the source of this 630-nucleotide messenger RNA. RefSeq lists its product as uncharacterized. NCBI's taxonomy places the organism in Eukaryota, Fungi, Basidiomycota, Ustilaginomycetes, Ustilaginales, Ustilaginaceae. Bases 1 to 630 code for a protein of 209 amino acids. The record is from RefSeq and is a predicted model, not a curated record. The transcript has a single exon.
AUGCUCUUCACCAAAUCAUCCAACGUAGCCGCCCUGGUUGGCGCCGCUACACUCUUGACUACUUGCGCUCUGGCUGGCCCUACCAUUCUCCUUCCAUGCGGCAAAGGCAGCGUAAAUCAGCCGCACGCCAUCGUACCUGAUGCCAGCUGCCAGAAGAUCUCAGAUACUGGUGCUUUCAUCAUUUCGCGACUCAGCGAUAUGGAACCCGCGGUUCAAUUGGCUUUCUCUGCUACACCCGACUGUCAAGAAACCUUUGUAUCUCGUUAUGAUGAACUAGUUCAGAAGCAGGAGAGCUUCAGCUGCCAGACUUACGUUGUGGGUAAGGAAGUCACCGAUAAGAACAAUGGCAUAGCUCCAGGUGUUAAGACUAAGGCCGAAGUGGCUAUUGACUACCAGAAGAAGGGUGCUCACGGCCAACAGGAGGAGUAUUUGGACGACAAGAAGAUCAACAAGCGUGAUGGUGCUGCGCGUGAUUGGAAUGGAUUCUGGAUCAAGAGGGACGACGGCAAGGGUGGAAGUACAGAGCAGCAGGAGCAAGAGAAGAAGAAGAAGAAGCAACAGCGAGCUUCGGGCUCUCAGAUUGGAGAAGGUCAGACGGCGCUGACUUAUGUCAUGCUCGUCAAUGCCUAA